Messenger RNA from Balearica regulorum gibbericeps (East African grey crowned-crane), 1038 nucleotides. Lineage: Eukaryota; Metazoa; Chordata; Aves; Gruiformes; Gruidae. The record is from RefSeq and is a predicted model, not a curated record.
AUGGAUGAAACUGUUGCUGAAUAUAUCCGAAGAACUGUACUAAAAAUCCCACGAGAUGAAAUCAAGACAAUGCUACAGAAAUGGGGCUUUCUCUCAGAGGCGCAGCUGCAAACCAUAAACUUCCAUCAGUUAAAGGAUAACAUUUCUCAAGAUGUUGUUCAGCUCUGUGAGGAGAAUUCUGCAGACAUAAAACAAGCAGCUGUCCUAGACAUAAUUUACAACUACAUCUACCCAAACAAAAGAGUGUGGAGUGUUUACCAGAUGAACAAAACAGGGGAAGAAACAGAUUUUUUUGACUUAACAGAUUUCAAAAAAAAAAUUAAAAGACGACUUCGCUCAGCCUUGAAAAAUGUCACCGUCACCUUUAGAGAAUAUGAGGAUAAUGCAGUCUGGAUUAGAAUUGCCUGGGGAACGCCAUAUACAAAACCAAACCAGUACAAAACCAGCUAUGUUGUAUACCAUUCACAGACUCCCUAUGUCUUCAUUUCUGCCUCGGUGCUUAAGAGCAACUUGCCUCUGCUAUGUCAGGCUCUGGUUGUUGCUUCCAAUUACCAUGACAUCCGUGAAAUGGAGCUUCGAAGUCAUUCUUUAAACUCCCUCAAAGAUAUUGUGUUUAAGAGAUAUAGCCAGAACUUCCAAACUUAUUAUCCGAAACCUCUACAAGAAAGGGACAUAGCACCAGAAACUGAUUUAAGGAUAAUUCAAGAAAACAAAAACGAGAAAGAAAGAAUAGAGAGAGUGAAUCGGGAAAUUUUUGGUGAUGGUCCCCAACCAAAACUCGAAUUUGCACAAUAUAAGCUUGAGACGAUGUUUAAAAGUGAUCCUAAAAUGGAUGUUUUGGAUAAAAAAGAACCGUUCAGAUGUCUGGUCAAGUUUUCUAGUCCACAUCUUUUAGAAUCGCUGAAAUCCUUGGCACCAGCAGGUAUGGCUGAUGCACCACUUUCACCACUACUUACAUGUAUACCGCAAAAAGCUAGGAAUUAUUUUAAAAUUAGAGAGAAAAAAGGUUUAUUUCCAGGAAGCUUUGUAAGCCCUUAA